CGAUCCAGCCACCCCAAGAAGCACUACUUUAGUGCUCUUGUCCUCAUCGUUGGGGUUGCCUGGUGAUCUCGGUUAGAGUUUCAUUGCUCGCCAUCUCUUCGUGCUGUCUGGGUCUCGAUUGUUGUCUUGUUUCAUCUUGGCCUGACUCCCGUCGCGUGUGUCCCGGAGUUUGCGUGCAAUUAUCCCGGCUUCAGACAACUCGUUGCCAAUGACUUGCAGUUCAUUAGUCUCCUAUCAAAUCUGACAGAUAUAUUUCACUGGGCCCAUUUAUUCAGGCUCGCUUCUUUCUUUAACCUUGGGACGCAUACUUUGGUCUCCGAGACCGCUCCAUCGCCCCCUAGACUCCACCAGCACCGUCUUGCACUUCCGACACUUGACAUCCCUCAUUCGACAUUAUUAUACUCCCCUCCGACACUAUAGCGACAACUCGCUCUCGGUCUACGGUGCUGUGACCACUGACUUUAUUACCGCCAUCUCGCUACCUUCAAACGCCGACCACCAUGGCUACCCCCGCCGCUCUGCCGCCGCUGCCCUUCAACCCGUCUAGGGUACGAUCUUACGUCCUCCGCCUCCCUCUUUUCACACGACUUGUGCUUUUAGCGAUCCUUGUCUUUUGGUUGCUCGAGUUGCAGACGAUGUGGAGCGUGGUGCAAUGGGGGUCCGUUAUACCGGAUGAGGUUGGAUUCGGCACCAUGUACCGUCUCAACACAUAUCCUUUCAUCCACCUGGGAUUUUUUCAUGCCUUUCUAAAUGUCCUGGCGCUUACGCCCCUGUUGGAGCGGUUUGAGGCCGAGCAUGGCACGUUGACCGCAGUCGCGCUGUUCAUUGGGCCUCUCUCCACGCUUCCGGCAGGUCUCUAUAUUCUGGUUGAGAAGUUUCUAUUGCACAGGAAUACUGCUGUCGUGGGUUCAAGUGUCUGGGUCUUCCUUCUUCUAGGCUCCGAGGCUAUUCGGACAUUCAAGUCGAACCCCUACUUUAGUCUCGGAACGACCAAGAUCCCCACGUGGACGUCGCCCCUGUUUGCGUGCGCUCUUGUCUCGAUCCUUGUGCCUAAUACGAGCUUUCUUGGGCACCUGUGUGCUAUCUUGGUUGGGUACUUGCUCGGACUUGGAUUCCUAAAGAUCUUCGUUCCCCCGGAGAAGGUUCUGAGAUGGAUUGAAGGCAAACUCAAUCUCCUUGGAAGACUGCCCCAUUAUGUGUCAGUGGACCAAAAGACGUACGGUCGUUAUGGUGUCCUUCCAACAACGACCACCGGUGGUGAAAGGGGAACCCCGAUGAGCUUCCUCGGCUCGUCGCAACGCCUUGGCCCGUCCCCGAAUGCCUCGCAUCUCAUGGCCUUGAAAUCUGUGAUCCGCAAGUUGCGGAGUAACCCCCACUUUCUCUUCGUGCAUCUACCUCACAUCCUUUCUUUCAUCUGCAUCGUCGCCGGCGUUGUCUGGCUGCUCCUCCUUCCCCUCAACGAUUACUCCCGGCAAACCUACAUCUCCGAGAACGCGCUUCUCCCCGGUCAAGUCCAUGCCUAUUUCUCCGGCAGCGAGCAGCACAUCUUCCGCGGAUACAAAAAGGAGCUAGAGGGUGUACUAACAGCGCAGACCGAGGAUGGACAAGAGGGAUGGAAUGACGAUUUCACACCAGCGGUGUCGGAUAAGAUUCAAUCGAUUCUGAAGGCCACCGGGCUGAAAGUUGCCACGCAAAAUUACAAGUACACGUCGUCCGGGAUCACGCAUCAGGGUCAGAAUGUCUACUCGAUUAUCCAGGCGCCGCGAGGGGAUGCUACGGAAGCUAUUGUGCUAGUUGCGGCUUGGAAGACGGUGGACGAUGAGCUGAACCUGAAUGGUGUCACUCUUGCACUGACUCUGGCGAGAUACUUUAAGCGGUGGUCGCUAUGGUCGAAGGAUAUCAUCUUCUUGUUCCCGCCGGACAGCAAAGCAGGCACGCAGGCGUGGAUCGACGCUUACCAUGAUAUGCAGCCAGCUUUUGUACAACCCCUGCCGUUGAAGAGCGGCGCGUUGCAGGGCGGCUUGGUGAUCGAAUACCCGUUCGACCAUCGGUUCGAGUCCCUGCACAUCCUGUACGAUGGCGUCAACGGCCAGUUGCCCAACCUAGAUCUGUUCAACACGGCUGUAUCCAUCACCGGUGGGCAGAUGGGCAUUGGAACCAAUCUGCAGGAGAUGUGGGAUCACGAUGACAGCUACGAAAUGCGGUUGGAGACUAUCAUGAGGGGAAUGGUCAAGCAGGGCUUCGGUUAUGCGACGGGUCCGCACAGCAGCUUCAUGCCGUAUCACAUUGAUGCUAUCACUCUUCAGACGAAGGGCGAUGGUUGGCAGGAUGAGAUGGCGCUUGGCCGCACGGUCGAGAGUCUCUGUCGCAGCUUGAACAACCUCCUGGAACACUUGCAUCAGAGUUUCUUCUUCUACCUUCUUAUGCAGACCAACCGCUUCGUCAGCAUUGGCACGUACCUCCCCAGCGCGAUGUUGAUCGCUGGCAAUUUCACCAUCAUGGCAAUCGCCCUAUGGCUCCGAACGGGCUAUUACCCAGGCGCCCAGCAAAGCGCUCAAGCCGCGAAGGUUACGAAAGAGCAAGCCGCAACAGCAACAGAGAAACUCGACGACAAGCAGCCACCGGCCCAACCAGACGCCAGCAACAUCAUAGAACGACAACUCGCCCUCCCACUUACCCUUGUUGUCGGCCUCCACCUCCUGGGGCUAAUCCCCCUCUACAUCUUCAACAACAUCUCUCACCAGUACUACCCAACAGCAACCUACACUAGCAUCCUCGCCAACUUUAUCCUUCCCCUCCUCCUCGCCGCCGUCCUAUCCCAUGGCCUCAACCCCAACCCCCAACAAUACCUCCUCAUUAAAUCCUUCUCCCUCCUCAUCCUAGGCCUCUUCCUCUCCACCCUCGCAACCCUCAACUUCUCCCUCUCCUUCAUGAUUGGCCUCCUCUGCGCACCCCUCAGCUUCGUCAACCGCAUCAACCCGCACACCACCUCCCGUCCUCUCCGGUAUAUACUUUCCACGCUGGGCGUCAUCUUCCUGAGCGUUCUUUCCCCGCCUGUGGUCCUCUUAGUGGCGUGCAGUUACUUCGGGGUCGAUCUGGAGACCGUGCUGACGCAGGCGGCCUUCGGGUGGGAUGUUUGGGGCGUGUGGACGCAGGUCGUUGUUUGGUUUUGA
This is a messenger RNA of Aspergillus ibericus CBS 121593, 3173 nucleotides long. RefSeq names its product Gaa1-domain-containing protein. Gene Ontology annotation, molecular function: serine-type endopeptidase activity. Gene Ontology annotation, biological process: attachment of GPI anchor to protein. The transcript has 12 exons. The record is from RefSeq and is a predicted model, not a curated record. The coding region runs from base 501 to 3173 and encodes 890 amino acids. Gene Ontology annotation, cellular component: GPI-anchor transamidase complex; membrane. Lineage: Eukaryota; Fungi; Ascomycota; Eurotiomycetes; Eurotiales; Aspergillaceae.